AUGGAGGUCUCAGAGAGGGGAAGAAAUGGACUGUGCCAAGUGGAGAAAGUGGGCCCAGAAGAAGGUCAGACUAGAGAUAAAAUAAGCAUGGGAGAGUGGAAGUGCCCAGCUGGGUAUGGCACAGCCAGCCAGACAACAGAGAAUGAGAAUUUGCUCAGCAAGGUGAAGGAAGCAGCCCCCUUGAAGAACAGUUCGAGUACCAUACCAUCUGGACAUUUGCUUAUCCGCCACUCUGAUGGCCUUGAUCAAGACACCUUCAAAAUUUGCAAGGAGUUUCUGAGACCCUUUAAAAAAUCUCUUCGGAAACUGGAUUUGCCCAAAGAUCUUCCCAAGGACAAAAAACUGAAGUACACAAAGAAAAACUUGACUAUACUUGGGGAUCACAUCAAUAUGUUUCUUCAGCAUUAUUGCAAAUCCUGGGAACUCAAACACUGGAAGAAGAUGCUGUGGAGAUUUGUCUCUCUUUUCUCAGAACUUGAUGCAAAACACCUGCGCAAACUGUACAAAUACAGUAAGAGCAACCAAAUGGCUAAGUUUCUGAAAUUGUACUGUAGCUCAGAAAACCCCGAUUCAGUUCCAGUACCCGAAAACACCAAGUUGACCAAGCUGUAUGAUGCAUGGGGCCUCCAUGGAGACAUAAAUAAUAUGCAAGAGAAGCUGAGUCAGAUCCAGUCACAGCCAUCGCAAAUGAGCCUACAAGGUGACUUAGAGGCCGCAAGUAGGACAAAGAAGAGGCUCUGUAACACCACUUCAAACACCAACAAAAAGAGAGCACCUGACAAACACGGUUCCAUCAGCAAGCCUUAUGGACAAAAAGCACCAUCAGUGCCUCAAUAG
This is a messenger RNA of Dermochelys coriacea (leatherback sea turtle), 837 nucleotides long. RefSeq names its product chromosome 17 C17orf64 homolog (gene CHCT1). The record is from RefSeq and is a predicted model, not a curated record. Lineage: Eukaryota; Metazoa; Chordata; Testudines; Dermochelyidae. The transcript is spliced from 6 exons. Bases 1 to 837 code for a protein of 278 amino acids.